CGCCGGGCAGGCGCUGGCUGCUCCCGGCCGCCAGGUGACGAUCGGCGGCGGCGCGGAGCUCGGCCCGGUCAUAGAGAGGGGCGGGAUCCAGGCCGUGGCGGUUAAUGAGGGACACCAGGUUGAAGACCAGGACCUCGGCCCGGUACGGGCUGGCGGCGCAGCCGCGCCUCGUGGACAUCAUGGCGGCCGUGCCCGCGCCCUUCCGGAAGCUUCUGCUGCCCAAGCUCAAGGCCAAGCCCGUCAGGAUGGCCAGUGGGAUCGCCGUGGUGGCCGUGAUGUGCAAACCCCACCGGUGCCCCCACAUCAACUUCACCGGGAACAUCUGUGUGUAUUGCCCCGGGGGCCCUGACUCGGAUUUUGAAUAUUCCACCCAGUCCUACACCGGAUAUGAG
Zonotrichia leucophrys gambelii is the source of this 392-nucleotide messenger RNA. RefSeq names its product elongator complex protein 3-like. The record is from RefSeq and is a predicted model, not a curated record. The annotation marks the transcript as partial. Gene Ontology annotation, cellular component: elongator holoenzyme complex; cytoplasm; nucleus. The transcript is spliced from 4 exons. Gene Ontology annotation, biological process: tRNA wobble base 5-methoxycarbonylmethyl-2-thiouridinylation. NCBI's taxonomy places the organism in Eukaryota, Metazoa, Chordata, Aves, Passeriformes, Passerellidae.